CGGGCAGUACACACAUUUUUCCUGACCGGUCGGACCACCAGCGUUUUGCCGCCGUGUUUCACGUUACCGAAGCGCGAAGAAGGGAAAGUCAGUCUGUAAAUAUGUGACUUCACAGCCCGCGAAACAUUAGCGUUUCCACCGAGACGAGGAAGAUGGACUCUGUUGGGAAAAACACCCAGAAGAAGUUGUGGCUCCGCGGUCCUUGGUGGUCGCUCCUUGUCCAUUUGGCGUCAGGAGCUUCCUUCUAUGGUGACGGCUUUGUACAGCUCAAGGCUAGAGAGUCGUCCGACCGUAACGUGCUUCACAUUCGCUUCAGAACCUCGAGCACAAAUGGCCUGCUGUUUCUCGCCGCUGGACAGACCCACUACUUUCUACUAGAGCUCCAUGCCAGUCGCCUGCAGCUGAAAUUGGAUCUUGGAUCAGGAGAGCAGAUGCUAGAAUCAGACCGAAGCACCCAUCUCAACGAUCUGGCCUGGCACCACGUGGAAGUUCAUCACAUGCAGUUUAACAUCACUCUUACUGUUGACUCAAACUCUCACAGCAGUGUAAAGAUGCCAGGUCCCCAUUACAGUCUCAACAUAGAUAGUCUCUAUGUUGGAGGCUCAGGGGGCUUGGACAGAUCUUACCUGCUCAGAGACCCUGUCGGCUUCCGAGGCUGCAUGGAUGAUGUGUUUUUCAAUAAGCGUGACUUGCUAUCAUCACUUAGACCAUAUACUGGCUACAAGACUGUCCAUGAAGUGUCUUUAGGCUGCAGCCCCCAGUUCUUUGCCACUGAAGAGGACCCUAUCAGCUUCUUCAGUUCAAGAGCUUACAUUUCACUUCCAACCUGGAAUGCUCAGCAGGAAGCUGUAUUUGAGUGUGUUGUACACACUUCAGCUAAAGAGGGAAUUAUCCUCUACAGUUCAGCCAGAGAGGGGGAUUUUGUAGCUCUGGAGAUUCAGGAUGGUUUGCCUGUGGUCAUUUUUGGAAAAGGUGGGACCAAAAUGGAGCUUCGUUCACUCAAAUUCAUCAGUGACAGAAAAUGGCAUUCAGUCAAGUUGUAUUUCAGUUCCAAAAGCCUUGAACUAACUGUUGAUGGAGAGAUGGUGAAAAUCGCCAUUGUCUCUGGUCCAAAGGUGCUUCAGCUUGAAGGCUGUUUUGUUGGAGGAAUCGAUGAUGGCACAAGAGCUGAAGUCAAAAAGGUGGGGCUUGUCUCUGUGUCUGGAAAGCGGGCCAGGGGUGGUUCCUUCAAAGGAUGUUUAAAGAACAUUGAAGUCAACAGAGUUAAGAUGGGUCUCUUCAAUGCUGUAGUCACCAAGGAUAUCUCAGUUGGCUGUGAGCCAGAGAAAGGACCAGAACCACCAGCUGCUUUAAAUCCAACAAAUAUUCCAGGAUCCCUUUUUCACAUGAUAACGCCAACUCCAUCACUGUAUAUGUCCACCCUUGCGUGGGGCUUGGACAGAAGGUAUGGUUUCAAUUUUGUGGAGCUUAAAAACCUUGUAGUCCAAGAGGGUGGUCGAGCAUCCCUUGAAGCCAAACACAUCAAGGUUCUCUUGGACUUCAAAAAGCUUGGCAUUCGACAGUCUCAAAUUAUGUUUCGGAUUGAGGAGCAACCAGUUCACGGUCAGAUAAGGCUUGAUGUCGAUCAGGAUCAAGAGGAAAAUACCUUUGGCAUGUUGGACCUUUGGCAUGAGCGAGUGAUGUACAUCCACGGAGGCUCUGAGGAACCAGAUGACUUCUUUAUGUUUUCAAUUUUUUCUAGUAGUCGAAAGCAAGUUCCUGAUUAUUUAAAGGGCACCAAAUUGUACCGCUACAAUAUUUCAGUGACACCCACCAAUGAUGCACCUGAGUUGAGUCUCCCUCAAGGAAAUCUCUUUGUCCUCUUGGAGAACUCAAAGAAACACCUCACCACAGGUUUGAUGGCAACAGACAUUGACAGCAACUACACCGAACUUUUCUUCUCCGUGCUUGGGAACUUGAAUGCUGAUGCAGGAUACUUGGAAAUUGAAAGCAACCCAGGCAAGGCAGUGACCUCAUUUUCAUAUACAGACUUGGAGGAACUGAGGGUAUACUAUGUUCACACAGGGGCGAACUCAAGGAUAGUUCUGAGAGUUAGUGAUGGGGAAAAGGUCAACACUGUAGUUUUAAGAGUCAUGGCUGUAGCACUGGAGUAUAAAAUUGCCAACAACACAGGACUUGAGAUUGUUCAAGGAGAAACUUCUAUUAUUGGUUCAAAGCAGUUGGCUGUGCAAACAAAUGCUGUGAAACAGGUUGUAGACAUUAGGUACGAUGUCAUUGAACCACCUCAGUAUGGAGAACUCCAGAGACUUCAUUCAAGCGGUGAAUGGAGGCAUACUGACUCGUCACAAAGGCUUUUAGAAAAAGAACGCUUGAGAUAUGUUAGUACUUUCCAAGACAUCCAGACCUCUAAUGUCACUGAUUACUUUAAGUGUAAAGUUAACGUGGCUGCAAGGGAAACCACUGAAAUCCUCUUCCCAAUCACUGUGAAGUGGGUUAAGUACCACCUGGUGAGAAAUACUAUGAUAGACUUGGAUAAAUUGAGGAAAGUGACACUAAAUGCAGAGUGUCUUUUUGCCACAGCUGAAGGUGUGGCUCUCUCAGAGGAGGAUCUAUAUUUUCGGGUUCUCACUACACCAAAGAAAGGGAAAUUACUUCUCAACACCACAGUCUUAAAGAAGAACUCUACCUUUAGCCAAAGAGAUGUAACCGAUCUAAAAGUGCAUUACGAGCUAGUUGACAGACCGUACCAGGAUACAACUGACAGGUUCAAAUUUCAUCUGGUUUCCAAACAUGCUCAGUCACAGAAUUAUGAUUUUCAGUUUUCUAUUAAGGCUGAUGUUAACAGCGUGUUCAUGAGAAACGAAGGACUCUCACUUCAGGAGGGCGAAAGUAAGCUUAUCACCAAAGAUGAGCUCUUUGCAGAGACUUUGAGCACAAAGGAAAUGUUUUACACAGUUAUAAGCAGUCCAAAACAUGGAAAACUAGCCCGUAUUAGUCAGUCAAAUUCCAAUGCUAGCUAUGAUAACAUCUUAACCUUUAGUAAUAAAGAUAUUUUAGAGGAACGGAUAAUGUACAUCCAUGAUGACAGUGAAAUGACUCAAGAUGAAUUCACCUUCAUAUCCUCCACCACCCAGGGUUUUAAACCUUUUAUUGCAGAAGAUGAAAUUGGCUCCAAAGAAGGAGUUUUUAACAUAUCUAUUCAGCUACUGAAUGACCAAAAGCCAGUACGUGUUAUUGAUAAAGUUUUCCAUGUAGUAAGGGAUGGACAGAAAUUACUCACUAUAGAAGAUUUGCGAUAUAAAGAUGAGGAUUCUGACUUUGAUGAGAGCCAGUUGGUUUACACUCGACGUGGAAUCCCAAUGGGAGACCUCGUGCUGGUAAAUGACACUACUCAUCGGCUGUUCCAGUUUCGACAGAAGGAUUUGGAAGAAAAGCGAGUGUUGUUCAUUCACAAAGGUGUGAGCACCGGCCGAUUUGUACUCUUUGUCUCGGAUGGAAAACAUUUUGUAUCAGGACUUUUAGACAUCAGUGCACAUGACCCCUUCUUGAAAAUCGACAAUAACACCGGCCUGUUGGUGCAGAAGGGACAUUCAGUGCGCUUGUCCACUAGCAAUUUUAGUGUAAUGUCAAAUCUAGACAUCCGAGAUGACAAGGAGGUCAUCUUCAAGUUGGAUGAAGAUCCCAAGUAUGGAAGUCUUUAUCACAAUGGAGCAAAGGUGGUGGCGUUCACACAGGCUGACUUAAAGGCAGGGCUGAUCUCCUAUCGGCACAGUGACAGCAAACAUCUGGUAGAUUAUUUCAACUUAACAGUGAAAGCUAAAAGUCUUCAGCUCACAAGCCGGGUCAAUGUAAAGGUUUACCUGGAAAGUCAUCAGAGACCCCCCAUUGUGCAGCAUCAUGAUACUUUACUGGUGGAAGAGGGAAAACCGGCAAAGAUUGAUGAAACUAAACUAGAGGUCACCCAUGAGGACAACCUGCCAUCUGAGAUUGUGUUCACCAUAAAGGUAGCCCCAUCUCAUGGGUUUCUCAGGCGUUUUGUCGAAGCGGAGGAACGUUACAUCGGAACCAAACAGUCCCCUGUCAACACAUUUACCCAAAACGACAUCAACAGCGGGAACAUCCAGUAUGUGCAGGUGGAGCCGAACAAAGUCAGCGACACCUUCAUCCUUGAUGCUACCAACGGGGUCACUGAUGUCACUGACAUUAAAAUGUCUGUCGACAUCAUCCCCCUGCUCAUCCCUCUUCAUAUCUCCAAUUUCACACUGAACGAGGGUGCAUCCAAAGCACUGACGCAGGAUGUGCUCAAAGUUACCAACCGCCACUUUUCGGGAAUCAACUUCUUUUAUAACUUGACUCAGCCCCCGCAGCAUGGUCACAUUGAGCACUCACGACAUCCUGGUGUGCCCAUAACCACUUUCACCAGGAGGCAGGUGGAGCAUGAAUUCAUUUACUACGUGCACGACAGCAGUGAAACCUCAGCCGACAAUUUCACUCUGGUGGCCAAUGACACGAGCCUGAGGAAGCAGAGUGCAGCUCAGAUGGUGCACAUCCAGGUUAAACCUGUCAACGAUGAGCCUCCUGUUAUUACAGCCAACAGGGUCCUCAGGGUUUGGGUGUCCUCUGUGACAGAAAUCACUUUGGAGGAUCUGAGAGUGCAGGACCAAGACACCCCCCCAGAGGAACUGCAUUUCAUGGUGACUCCACCCAGCAAUGGACAUCUGGCCCUGAAGAGCGCCCCCAUGAAGGCCGUGCUCAACUUCACCCAGGCCCAUAUAGACCAGGGACAGUUGGUGUUUGUUCACAAAGGUGCUAUGUCUGGAGGAUUUAACUUCCAGGCCAAUGAUGGUGUGAACUUCACUCCCAGGCAGAUCUUCAGUAUUACUGCAAAAGCCCUCAUUCUCAGUUUAGAAAAAAAUCUACCACUAAAGGUCUUUCCAGGUUCUUCAAGACCAAUCACAAAUGAGCACUUACAAGCAGUGACCAAUGACCUGAGCAACACCUCGAACCGCCUCAUAACAUUCAGCGUGAUCCGGCAUCCUAAACUGGGGCGUCUGGCGAUGAGGCAGCCUGAUAACUCAACAGCAGAGCUCUCCACUUUCACACAAGAUAUGGUGGACAGGAAGGAGGUUUUGUACAUUCAAACUCCUGUCGAGUCAGCGGGCUGGGAAGCCACGGACUCUGUGACCUUCUCUGUAGCGUCACCACCUGCUUCAGUGGACACUCAGACCUUCAGAUUUGACAUCUCCUAUGAGAAUACUGGACCUGAACACAACACAGUCCUGCUUGCAAACACAGGUGCUGAGGUGACAGAAGGGGAGAGUGUCGUCAUUGACGAAUCCAAGCUCGAUGCCACUAACCUGAUGUCCAAGUUGCCUACUCCUCAGCGGAGCUCCUAUGAGGUGUGGUUUCAGGUGACAUCCCUGCCUCAGCAUGGCGUCAUCGUGGUGGGUGAGAGAAACCUAACCAAGGAGAAACCUAACUUCUCACAAUUCAUUGUCAAAAAAUACGGUAUCACCUACAAACACGACAACUCAGAGACGACUCAGGAUUCUUUUGUAUUCAGUGCGUGGCUUAAUCCUAAGGGGAAAACUGCGCAACGCCCUCAAGAUGACAGUGAUGUUGUUGUGGAGCGUUUUAAUAUUACAGUCAUCCCUGUGAAUGACCAGCCACCUUUGCUAAAAACCAAAGCUCCAAGUCUCAAGGUGGUACAAGGAGAUACAGUAGCCCUUGGGCCAGAGAAUCUCAACGUUGAAGACUUGGACAAUCCUCCUGAAGAUAUAAAGUUCUCUGUGAUUAGCAAGCCAAGCAAUGGUUACUUAGCUCUCGAAGGAAGCUUGAAUGAAUCAGUAGAGGCUUUUACCCAAGUGCAAAUCAAUAAAAGAAGUGUCUAUUUCGUUCAUGACGGAAGUUCCCUCUCUGGAGUAUUCUACUUCAGUGUCACAGACGGCCAUCAUAAACCAAUAUACAAACUCUUUAACCUAGAAGUGAUAGAAAUCACAAUUUCUAUGGUAAAAAAUACUGGACUGACGCUGCAACAAGGCAGGACUUCAGCAUCUCUGACAGAGGACAACCUCGCUGCUGAGACCAAUGGGAAAAAUGUCACCAUUCAUUACCAGAUUACAAGACCUCCAAACUUUGGCAAACUUUUGAGGGACAAUCGAGAAGUUGUGCAAUUUGACCAGGAAGAUCUCCAGACAGGAAAGUUGUCCUACCAUAUGAUCUCCCUUUCUUCCAUUGAAGACAGCUUUGAGUUUACCGCCUUCACUUCAGAGGCAAAUCUGACUGGACAAGUGUUUAACAUAACUGUGAAACCUUUGCUCCAGACUGGGAAAGGUUUGAGGGUUCCCAGUGGGAUUACUGUCAGAUUUAACACUAACUUUCUUGAUGCAUCUGAACUGGCUAAUAUAAGUGACAGUGACCCCGUCUUUGAAAUAAUAUCCCAUCCUAAGUGUGGGAAAGUGGUUCGACCAAACGUUAAAAUGAUCAGAAAAGCUGUCCCAGCAGAGUCCUUCACCUUUCAAGAGGUCGUGCAGGGCAAGGUAGCUUUUGAGCUGAACGCUAAUAUGACUGGUGUUGAAGAGCUAAAUGACUCAAUCGUAUUUGUUCUGAAAGCUGAUGGCAUCCAACCUGCUAAAGGGGAAUUCCACUUUACAGUUGUGCCAUAUGAGCCAGCACUUUAUCCACCCACAAAGAGUCCUGUUUCAGCCACAUCAUCUGUGCCUCAGACAGCAAUGAAGACUGCUUUGCCCGUCCUGUCUCCAGGUUUCCUCUCCACCCAGCAACCAAGCAUAAAUCAGCAAAAAUUCAGGGGACGCAACCGCUGGGGAAACUCCAACAGAACGAGCUUUUUUAGUACGACUCUGGGCAAACCAUCUCAAACAGAGGAGUUUCUCUUCAAGAACACACCAGUUCGUGUAGAGUCCUACCCUCAAAAAACGUCUAACCCCCUCCUGGUUAUCUUACCACUGCUUGCUCUGCUCCUGCUUGUAAUCAUCUUUGUGGUGCUGGUUGUCUUUCUUCGACAUAACAGGCAAAGAAAACAGAGCACUGCCGCAACACAAGAGACAACAUCCACUGAUCUUCCGAACAGUUUGUCUUACCAAGGGCAAGCCCAGAGGAGCCCAACAGUUCCCAGUGUGACUGUCACUCCUUUAAACCACACCUGCCCAGGUAGCCCAGGUAGCCCAGGUAGAUUAUUGGCACCAAACCAGGGCACAACUUAUAAUACCAUAGAUUCUAACAUGCUUAUAAGUUCUUGGAGUGAUGGUUCCCCUGCAGCAUCGUCCAUGAUUAGAACCGCCACUCCCACUCUGCAGAAGAAUCAGUACUGGGUAUGAUCUCUCACAGCCAAACUUCACGUCACAUGACCACUGACAAACUGAUGGUAAUUUGUCCACCAUUUUGGACGUGUGAUGCCACUGCUUGCACAGGAAAAAUGUGUAUUCCCCACCUGGUUAGUGAAUGAUCGCUAGCAGUCAUAAGAGACAAAGAGGUAUAUUCUGCCCCUCCAAAAAUCUCCACGUGAUUGCUUUGGUCACUCGCAGAUUUCUGACGCCAACUUGUCUGCAGACAUUCACCGGCUACUCUCUGAGCAGUAGUGAAACUGUGGAAACCGUUUGCUUUAGGAGUUUUAAAAAACAUGCACCUUUGGAAACAUGUUGGCUGAAGCUCUGAGGAACAACUUUUACACCUGGCAGCAGUCAGCAUCCUCCAUAAGCUACUCGCCAUCCAGUUGGGAAAUGCACUUUUUUUUUUUACAUCCAAUACUGCAGACAACUCUUGAGCAAUGUGAGCAUGAAAUCACUUGAGAAACAGCAGGUUGAAAUUUGGUUGUGUGCUUAAAUUAGUUUAUAUGUGGUUACUACUUGUUGCAUAGCCUAAGCAAUAUUGUCAUAUAAGAGGUUUCAGUCUAUGUGACUUGGCCUCGAAUGGGUCAUUGUUCUGUUUGGUUUUUCUGCCUUGCACAACUGUGUGAUUUGGUUUUGCAAGGCUCAUGCUAACACCCCAUUUUCAGCAGCUCCAGGAAGCUAAAGGGAACCACACAAAGUUUGCAUGUAGCAAAGUUAAAAGGUCACCUAAAACACCAGCAAGGUGAUAAUAUUCUGUAUCUGCUGGACAUGUGAGUUUUUAAAAAAAAAAAAAUUUUAAGGACAUAAAACUGUACAUGUGCUUAAGUAACUCCUGCAGCUUUCAUGAUGGAUAAAGAACAAAAGCACUCCUUCCAAAGUCCUUUGCGAUACUUUUAUCAGAAACAGGACAGCUUUGAAUUUUCCAGUGAACUGUGUUUUACAAUCCGACACCACAACCACUGCUGCACGUUCAGUUGGUGCAACAGAAUCUGUUCACUGGAGCAUUUACAAAGUGGUAAUUGUAGAGAAUUAUAAACGAUGUUUGUGCCUAAUGUAUAUGUAACCACCGUUGUCCUCGUGCAUGUUGAAGCUUCUCCCAUUAAGAGUUAUGAACAGCAGAGCGGAAGAUGAUUCUAAUAACUGUGAAUUACUAAGACUGACACUGGCAUUUCAAUUGAUUGUGCAGAUUUUAUAUUGUUAUUAUAUAUUAUAGUAUAAAAAUGUUGUAUACUCAGGAAGUUUGUCAUGUACCUUUACUGAGGGUUGCAUGUAUUGUCAUUAGUUGAGGUCUGUUUAAAAUUACAGGACUUUAACAUAAAGAAAAAUCUGUCUGAAAUGUUUCCCAGCAUGGCUGUACAGUAAAUGGCAGAUUUUGUACUAGUGUCUUCUUUAUAGACCUGAUCAAUUCAUUGACAACACAUUGGGUUAAAUGUUAGCACUAAUUAUUUUUUUCAUGUAAUUUUAUUUUACUAUUCCCAAUAUAACCACAUACAGAAAAAUCAAGGCACUGAUCUUAGAAAUUAUACAAAUCUACACUGUAAUCAUUCAUCUUUACCUCAAUAAUUAAAUAUGAAACACGAGGAUUAUUCUGUAAAAUGAGCUCAUUAAUCUACGGCUGACCUGAGGUGGAGCACGUUUGAGUGAGUUUUAGCGCACAGAUCUUUACUGGCAGAUAAACAAGUUUUCUUUGACUGAAAUGAGUGCUUUUACUUGCAAUAUAUUCAUUAUUUAUCACUGAUUACCCUGUUUUAACUUAUGCUGUCAAAUUACUGAACACAUCUGCUGUACGCUGUAAUGAUGUAUCCACUGUAAAUGAAUGGUACUGCUUUGGGAAAUGAGACAGGCCAGAUAAAACCACUGUUAGCGUGAUAUUAUUUUAUACUGAAGAGAAUUGUCCUUUUAGUCUUGACUAGUCUCGACUCAGUUAUGUAACAGAAGUGUCAUAUUUAUUUAUACCAUAUUUUAA
This is a messenger RNA of Archocentrus centrarchus (flier cichlid), 9315 nucleotides long. It is a transcript of the gene cspg4ba, whose product is annotated as chondroitin sulfate proteoglycan 4ba. The record is from RefSeq and is a predicted model, not a curated record. Gene Ontology annotation, biological process: anatomical structure morphogenesis. NCBI's taxonomy places the organism in Eukaryota, Metazoa, Chordata, Actinopteri, Cichliformes, Cichlidae.